Molecule: messenger RNA, 1023 nt
Organism: Penicillium verrucosum
Lineage: Eukaryota; Fungi; Ascomycota; Eurotiomycetes; Eurotiales; Aspergillaceae
Product: metallophosphoesterase family protein
Exons: 1
Coding region: 1-1023 (340 amino acids)
Biological process (GO): polyphosphate catabolic process
Cellular component (GO): cytoplasm
Molecular function (GO): phosphatase activity; endopolyphosphatase activity
Source: RefSeq, a predicted model, not a curated record
AUGCCUCCUACGAAAUCUUCCGAUAAAAUAUUUCCAAUCACAACCUUCAUCUCAGACCUGCCGGCCGACCUUAUUCCGCAGUCUCUUUCACCAUCUUCCGAAAAUGACCCCGUCAUUGGACGCUUAGUCAUUGUAGGCGAUGUACACGGGAUGAGAAAAUCCCUUGAAACACUCCUAGACAAAGUCAGCUUUGACAAAAGCAAAGGAGAUCAUCUCAUACUAGUCGGCGACCUAGUCAAUAAAGGACCCGAUAGUUCUGGUGUUAUUGAUCUAGCAAUUAAGCUAGGCGCUAGCGCUGUCAGAGGCAACCACGAAAAUGCAGUUCUCAAUGCGGCUGCGGAGAUCAACGCCACAAGGGAUAAUUUACUAAAUUCUGAACACUUGACUGGCAGUCCGGCUGUACCUGAGGACCCUGCAGCCGACCUACCCGGGGAUAAUCUCCGAGAUUUCGACACUCCCGACAAAUCAGCAUCUACUGCAACUACCGGCGCUACGGGAUCGCAUAGUACGGCAUCGGUACUUUCGACGCACCAACUCGACUGGCUUGCCGCUUUGCCUUUGAUCUUGCGCGUCAAGCUACCUCAUGUCCCAACAUCAUCCUUGGGUGACACUCUAAUUGUUGUACAUGCAGGCCUUGUUCCUGGUAUCUCACUUGAAGACCAGGAUCCUCAUGCUGUAAUGCAUAUACGGAGCGUCGUGCGUGCAUCAGGCGAUAAGGCUGGAUUCGUACCGGCUGAGGGUUCCGGAGAAGAAAGCUGGGUUAUGGAAUGGGACCGGUGGCAAGAUAGCCUAGCAUCCAAGACUACGGUGAUCUUCGGACAUGAUGCAAGGCGUCGCUUGCAGCUAGGUAGGUAUGCGAUUGGGCUGGAUUCAGCCUGUCUAUACGGCCAUCAAUUAAGUGCGGCUGUGAUUGCAGCUUCCGACACGGGGAUUGAGCAUCAGGUUAUUCAAGUCGAAUGUGCUGAUGCGUCUAUAGUCCCAGCGGUAUCUGUAAAUCAAGGGGACGAGGCAGCGGCUUUAUAA